Messenger RNA from Kwoniella mangroviensis CBS 8507, 774 nucleotides. RefSeq lists its product as uncharacterized. The transcript has 3 exons. The record is from RefSeq and is a predicted model, not a curated record. The coding region runs from base 1 to 774 and encodes 257 amino acids. NCBI's taxonomy places the organism in Eukaryota, Fungi, Basidiomycota, Tremellomycetes, Tremellales, Cryptococcaceae.
AUGUACUGUGACACGACUCAGACACCCCUCACUCCUCCUCCAUCAUAUCGAUCUUCCCCCACACCAUCCAUCGGAUCGACCACUUCAAGAUCAUCAAGAUCGUCGUUCUCCUAUCAACGAUAUUCGCCUUAUCCUAGGAUGAAGAUGGAACAGGAGGAUGGUGGUGAGAUGGAAGUGUUGAGGGACAUUAGGGAUGUGAGAUUGGAGGAGUAUAGAAGAAACUCACAAAAAGCUAGAUCGACGAGUCCUUAUGAUGGGCUACCCACAGCCCGACCAAAACUAUCCACCAUUGCUUCUGCUUCUGAGAAGAGGAACCAUCGAAACACAACCCAUCGAAGAGCUUAUUCGAUGUCGACCAUCUCAUACGGCUAUUUCCUGUUCCCAUCCCAAAAGCAAAGACCCUCUCAAUCUCCACCUAUCCUACCCUCUACCCCGAGGCCGAUUCCAGCUCCAUUUUCUUAUCGUCGAUACCUUCCAAGAAGAGCCCAAACUUCAUCACCCCUCCCCAUCUCUUCAGUCACCAAAUCAAGUACCAGACCUUCCAUCCCUUCACCUCCUUCGAGGGGAUCAACUCCAACCCCAAAUCCCAGCAAGUCUAACCCAGCUACUCGUAAGCUCAUCCUGGUCAAUCCGAUUGUAGCGAAUCACCUAAAACACGGUGGGAUGGUAAAUCUCCGGUCGGUGGACGGUCAAAAAUCUUUCAAAGUGUAUUUACCCCCUAGAAUGGGUGGGGUAGAGAUGGUCAGAGGUUUAGCCACUUCGAGUGCUUGUUAG